Molecule: messenger RNA, 1239 nt
Organism: Fusarium sp. VM40
Lineage: Eukaryota; Fungi; Ascomycota; Sordariomycetes; Hypocreales; Nectriaceae
Source: the annotation of a GenBank genome assembly
AUGUUUUCAUCAUUUCAAAAGGGUCCUGUCGACCCCAUGUACCUUCUCAAAACCGCUGCCGACAACGACGUAUCCCCCCAAAAAGCUGAUCUUGGUGUUGGUAUUUACCGGAACGAGAGUGGCCUCUAUAGUGAGCUCAAGACUGUUACAAAGGCGAAGAAAGUCUUGGCCAAGAAUGAUCCAGGCCAUGACUAUGAGAUCACCAUCGGCAAUGAGAAAUUCCUGAACAAUGCUGCACGCGUCAUGUUUGGGCAAGAUUGUCAACUACUGAAUUCUGGCAACAUGGCAUCAGUCCGGACCGUAUCCGGUACAGGGGCAUGCCAUAUCGCUGCUUUAGCCUUGAGCGAGUCCAUCUCGCCUCGUCCAAAGGUGUUCGUUGGUACCCCGACCUGGGGUAACUAUAAGCCAAUAUUUGAACUAGUCGGCAUGAAAGUGACAGAGUAUUCGUAUCUCGAUGCCAAUACGCGAACUAUCGACUUCUCCUCUAUCAUCUCGGCAGCAGAGUCGGCCCCUCCCCGAAGCGUUUUCAUCCUCCAAGCCUGUUGUCACAACCCUACAGGCGUCGAUCCCACGAAAGAACAAUGGCAAGAACUUGGGUCAGUCAUGAAAGAACAUAGCCACUUUGUGUUCUUUGACAUUGCCUAUCAAGGCUUGGGUAAUGGAGUUGAUGAAGACGCCUAUGCUGUCCGGCUGUUCGCGAGUCUCGGCCUUGAGAUGUUUGUAUGCCAAUCAUUUUCCAAGAACUUUGCUUUGUACGGCGAGCGAUGCGGUGUUCUCCACGCUGUAUGCCCUGAUCGUGAGACAGCAGCAAAUGUUCGCGACCGCCUUAGAUGCUUGAUACGAUGGGAGUUCUCGUCUUCUCCUGCGUAUGGAAGCCGCUUGGUCACUAUUGUACUGGGAUCGAAUCAACUUGCUGAUGAAUGGGCACAAGAGUUACAUGACAUACAGCAUCGAUUAAAAAGCCUUCGUAAACAACUUCACUACACAUUAACAGAAGUCUUGCACACACCAGGUAGUUGGGAUCAUAUCUUAUUAGAGACUGGUCUUUUCUCGUACCUCAACCUCACGCCGCAACAAUGUCAAUCACUCAUCGACAAGUUCCACAUAUAUCUUCCAUCGAACGGCCGAAUUAAUAUCUCGGGUCUCAACCAAGAUAACAUUUUGAGAGUGGCGAAGUCUUUUGAUCAGGUCGUUCGCGAGGAGAUCAGCAAGGAAUCUCAACCCAGAGCGUCUCUGUAA